Messenger RNA from Acanthisitta chloris (rifleman), 1213 nucleotides. Its product is annotated as 3-hydroxyisobutyrate dehydrogenase, mitochondrial-like. Gene Ontology annotation, molecular function: NAD binding; 3-hydroxyisobutyrate dehydrogenase activity. The record is from RefSeq and is a predicted model, not a curated record. NCBI's taxonomy places the organism in Eukaryota, Metazoa, Chordata, Aves, Passeriformes, Acanthisittidae. Gene Ontology annotation, biological process: L-valine catabolic process. The transcript is spliced from 3 exons. Bases 19 to 390 code for a protein of 123 amino acids. Gene Ontology annotation, cellular component: mitochondrion.
GCCAAGAUCUGCAACAACAUGCUCUUGGCCAUCAGUAUGAUUGGCACUGCUGAGGCUAUGAAUCUUGGAAUCAGAUUAGGCCUUGACCCAAAGCUGCUGGCCAAAAUCCUAAAUAUGAGCUCAGGUCGCUGUUGGUCAAGCGACACGUACAACCCUGUUCCUGGAGUGAUGGAAGGAGUACCAUCUGCUAAUAAUUAUCAAGGUGGCUUUGGAACGACACUCAUGGCUAAGGAUCUUGGCUUAGCCCAGAUUUCUGCCACCAAUACAAAGACACCGGUUCCUUUGGGAUCCCAGGCACAUCAGAUCUACAGGAUGAUGUGUGCCAAAGGCUAUGCCCUGAAAGACUUCUCAGCUGUGUUCCAGUUUUUACGUGAGGAGGAAAACUUGUGAGCUGACCUUUGGAAAUGGACACAAUAACAAACCACAUUUUUUUAUCCUUCUAGCUCAUUUGAGAGGUUUGUGAGUUUAAGCAAAUACUGUGCAUCCUGCUCCCAUACAGACUAAUCAUCCUUGGUUGUCUAGAUCACAAUGAACUCCAGAGUUUCUUCAUAAUCCUUGAAAAAGCAAGCCACAGGAAGAGAUUGUUUGGCAAUUAGCCAACAGCAAGUCCUUUUUCCUUUUUUUUUAAGAACCAUCAAAGCUUUUUUUUCACUAGAUGCAAUAAAGAAGUAUUUUUUUUAUGAAACACUAAACUAAAUAUAAAGUAACUUACAUUAUGGCUACAAACUUAGGUGAAUCAUGAAUAAUAAGAGAAUGUUUUAGUGCAAUUUUAUGAUAUAUAGUGAUCUAUUAAAAUGAAUACUUAUGGAAAAAGGGAAUAUUUGUUCAAUGAAGAAGCACAGCUUGAGUUGAAUUUUUUUUUCCUUGGACCUGCAAGCCUUGAGUUGAUCAGAAGUGAAUUUUUCCUGGGAUUCAGGUUGCAGAUUAAGUUUGUAGGCACACGUUCUAAGUGGAAAGCUGUUACAGCAUGUUUACCUGAUAGGCUUAGUUAAAAUAAUAUAGAAUGUGUGUCCCUCUUGUAAAGCUCUGUUAUUGUAUUUUGCUAACCCAAUUUUAUAUUUUCUUGUAUUCUGUCACACAUUUUCAGAACUCCAAAUCGCCACUUACAGAAGUUCUAACAAAGUAUACAUUUGUUUUAGUUAAUUCCUAAAGUAUUUUAAAUCUAAACCAACCCCAUUAUUUUGAAAAGAAAUAAAAUCUAUACCGGUAAAUA